AUUCUGUACACAUUAUUCCAUUCAUCUUCAACUUCUUUAAUUUAACAUCCUUCUUCUCAAUACUAUACCCAAUCUCAUCAAAUGGCUUCUUCUACAGUGUGUCAAGUUUUGAUAAUCAUGGCUCUCCUAGCCACUUCUUGUAUAGCCCAAUCUCCUGUCGCGGCCCCAACCGUUUCACCAACCGCUAGCCCGACUCCAGUUGCUGCACCUCCAACUCCUUCCCCGGCUCCAGUCCUAGCCCCCGGUGCCCCAACCGUGUCACCAGUCUCUGGACCUUCUCCAUCACCUGCUUCACUUGCACCAAGUGCCCUGUCACCUGGCCCUUCUGCAGGUCCUUCACCAGCACCUGGUGGUCCCCCUGCAGAUGUUCCUAACGGCUCUUUCGUCGUUAACGUUCCAAUGUUUCUAGCGGUCGCUGGAUCUUUCAUUGCUGUUACAUUGAUGUGAAGGUUAUAAAAAUGUUUGGUUUUGCCACACCCAUGAGAUAAAUUCUGUAUUCUUUUUUUUUUUUUUACUGUUAUUUGUUCUUGACAUAUAUACAAUAUUUAUUUUUCUUACAUAUUGGGGGUCGAUAUUUUUGUUUCCAUGUUAAUCAAUUUGAGAUAUAUAUAUAUAUACACAUUGUGGCCCAUUAUUA
Erigeron canadensis is the source of this 637-nucleotide messenger RNA. Its product is annotated as classical arabinogalactan protein 2-like. Bases 82 to 447 code for a protein of 121 amino acids. The transcript has a single exon. The record is from RefSeq and is a predicted model, not a curated record. NCBI's taxonomy places the organism in Eukaryota, Viridiplantae, Streptophyta, Magnoliopsida, Asterales, Asteraceae.